This is a messenger RNA of Peromyscus leucopus (white-footed mouse), 1133 nucleotides long. It is a transcript of the gene Arl5c, whose product is annotated as ADP ribosylation factor like GTPase 5C. Gene Ontology annotation, biological process: vesicle-mediated transport; intracellular protein transport; protein localization to Golgi membrane. Gene Ontology annotation, molecular function: GTP binding; GTPase activity. Gene Ontology annotation, cellular component: trans-Golgi network; cytoplasm. The record is from RefSeq and is a predicted model, not a curated record. Lineage: Eukaryota; Metazoa; Chordata; Mammalia; Rodentia; Cricetidae. The transcript is spliced from 5 exons. The coding region runs from base 111 to 704 and encodes 197 amino acids.
GCAGUAGGUCCGGCCCUCCCCGAGGCGGGGCUUUGAAAGCUUGAGGCCAGAUCUGGUCCGAGAGGCCGCCGAGACCCCCAGGUUCCCCGACCACCAGUUCCGGGAGUGCCAUGGGACAGCUGAUAGCCAAACUGAUGCGAAUCUUUGGGAGCCAGGAGCACAAAGUCAUCAUCGUGGGACUGGACAAUGCAGGAAAGACCACCAUUCUCUACCAGUUCCUGACUAAUGAGGCCGUUCACACGUGUUCAACCAUUGGUAGCAACGUGGAAGAAAUUGUUCUUCAGAAGACUCACUUCCUCAUGUGGGACUUAGGGGGCCAGGAGACUCUGCGCUCCACCUGGGACACAUACUACUCCAAUGCUGAGUUUGUCAUCCUUGUGAUCGAUAGCACAGACCGGAAUCGGCUGCUGACCACCCGGGAGGAGCUGUAUAAGAUGCUGGCCCAUGAGGCUGCCAGCUGGGCUCCAGUGGAUGAAAUCUCAGGCCACCACCAAGUGAUGUUCCAGCCUGAAGCCAACCAGAAAACCACACGGUUAGCACCGGUGCGAAAAACCAGUCGUUUGCUGGUGGAAACAGAGUGGACAGAGAGACUGCCCCUGUCCUCUCAACUGUCGCUAAGGAGCUGGACCAAAGACUUCAAGUUGGGACAGACAGGGCCACGGAGGAAACUGCCCCUCACUGAGGAGACACAGGGAACCUGCUGAGUGUGUUGGGGGACCCCCUCCCAGCCCUCACCUUCUGUCCGCCCGAAAGCAAGAGAUCUUUGACAUUGGGCCCUAUCCAUUAGACAACAGAGAUUCCAAUAAAGGAGGCAACAGGACCGGGCCAAAAGUUGGGGGAUGGGGUGAGAUGGAGAGGUGGAGGAUGGGAGGACAGAACAUUCCAGACAGAGGCAAUCCUUCACACUUCCCGCUCGCCUUUCUGCUCCCUCUUGGAUGCUAACUCCGACCACAGCUUUUGGGUCUAAGUCAUCACGUGGUAGCUCCUUCCCUCUCAGUGUCCUUCCGGUGUGAGUCCCACUCCUCUCAAAUGCCAAAGGUUUCUACAGGACCUACUUAUUUUGUCUUUGUGCCAUGCUUAAAAAACAAAACACAACGCAUUGCAUUAAGAUUUAAAAAGUAAAGGUAUAUAGU